UUGGGUAUUUUCUGGCACUUGCAAAAGCUCUUUCGCUCCUUUUAAACGAUACCUUUAAGUCAGUCUGUUCCAGUGUUAUCAUUAUAUAUAUAUAUACUUAUACUAUUACUAUUCCUGCAUUCUUGUUCCUACAAAUCUAAAGCACCCUCUCUUCUUCUCUCGAAUAAUCAGGAAAAGGGUCUUUCAAAUCUUUCACCAGAAAGAAAUGAUGCUAAAGUUCUUUCCAUGGUUUAUAUUUUUCUUAUGCACCACUGCCGUGUCAUGCUGGAAGCUUGAAGGAUUUCCUACAUUAGAAUCUCAAGAUUUCAAUCUCUCAGAACCUGCUGUUCGAGGACAAGAGAUUCAUGCGUUGAGACAUGCAGGUCUAAACAGGACAGUUGGGUUGGAAGCAAAUGGUGACAAAGAAGAAUACGAGAAGAUGCAUGACAAUUUUCUGUCAGAAAAAUCACAGAGAGGAAAGGGUGCUUAUGGUGGUGCAAAUAUCGCCCACCGACCUCGUCCAGCAAAAAAUGCAGCUUCCUCGCUAGUCAGGCCACCUUUCUUUUUAUCAACGACUGUAUUGCAAGUAAGCUUGACCGUUAUCCUCGCAUUUUCGUCUUUACUUCUCAAGCUAUUUUAGGCCUUUCUUGGUUGAGAACUCACCAGAAAGAUCUGGUGGCUUACUCAAGGCUAUCACAAUCUCCAAGAUGUAACGGCCCCUCAAAAAGAAAAAAGAACGAGAGAUUGAACUUUGUCCUUGUUUGAAGCUGUAUGUCUUCGUUUGUAAAUGAAGAAUACGUUAUCUGGUGUGACUUUUUCAUAGCAGUACAUGUACUUCUAGCUUCCCACAGGCUAUACUUGCCGAAGGUUAAAUGGCUUGGUGCCUGCUAAGUUUGUGGUUUUAUUCUGUAGAUUUUUGACCCUUUUACUACAACAUGGCUGUUUUAGUAAUGAAUUGAUUGUUAGAACUCAAUCGUUAUUCCCUAGUUUAAUUUCAGGUGGUUUCUAUUGAUUUUUUACAAUUUA
Theobroma umbraticum is the source of this 1005-nucleotide messenger RNA. RefSeq lists its product as uncharacterized. The record is from RefSeq and is a predicted model, not a curated record. Lineage: Eukaryota; Viridiplantae; Streptophyta; Magnoliopsida; Malvales; Malvaceae.